UUUCCAAUAGUAUGAUUCCAGCUGAACAUGAGAGAUGCUUGAAUUUUGUUCGGAAUGAGUUAAACUCAGUACAAAGUGUAUGUCUAACCACUGAUACCUGGACUUCUACAAAUGUUGAAAGUUAUUUGGGUGUAACUGUCCAUUACAUUUCAGAAAAUUAUGAAAUAAAGUCGAUAUUGUUGGAAUGUUCUAAAAUGUCUGAUUCUCACACAAGUGCUAAUCUAGCAAAAGAGAUCAAAACUAUUGUUGACAAAUUUCAUUUAUUUGAUAAGAUUUUAGUCGUAGUAUCAGACAAUGCCAGUAACAUCAAAGGGGCGGUACAAAAGGACUUGAAAUUGAAGCACUUUGGUUGUUUUGCCCAUACCUUAAACUUGAUUCUUCAGGAUGCGUUAAAGCUGGUAAAAAUGUUAAUUGACAAAAUAAAAUUGAUAGUGACUUUUUUUAAAAGGAGCACAAAUGCAACUGAAAAACUGUUGAUAUCCCAGAAAAAUAUGGGCCUUGAGCCAAAAAAAACUUAUUCAAGAGGUUUCAACGAGAUGGAACUCUACAUUUUAUAUGGUUUCCAGAUUUGUAGAGCUGCAGGACGCGGUAAAAACUACUAUCGCUUUAAUAAAUAAAAAUUUACCUGUUUUGUCAGAGGAAGAGUGGGGAUUAUGCAAAGAGCUAAGCACAAUCUUACGUCCUUUUGAGGAGGUCACUUCACAGAUUAGUGGGGAACGCUACGUGACAGGUAGCCAAGUGAUACCCCUAACAAGAGGCCUGAUGUCCGUGUGUAAAAAAAUGCAAAAGGAGCCAUUCAAACCAGUUAUUCAAAAUAUUAUUAAUGAACUGCUGCAUGGUCUCGAGAAACGCAUGGAAAAUGUUGAACACAGCAAAACAAUAGCACUUGCUACUCUUUUAGAUCCCAGAUUCAAACUUGCUGUCUUCAAAGACGAAACUGCAAAGCAAUUGAUCAAAAAAACAUGUACAGAACUUUUAGCUGCAAUCUGGACAGAGACACAUGGCAAACCUUGCACAGCAGAUGAUGAAGAAAUUGGUAACACUCAAAACAAAGAUGGCAACGUAGAUUCCGCAAAAUUUUCCGUCUGGGAGGACGUUGACAACAUAAUUGCCAAGGAGAAACCUACAGGUACGAAGACCUCCGCUGCAAUUGUCGAGUUGAACCGGUACUUAGAUGACAGCUAUCUAGGACGGAAAAAAGAUCCUAUGGGCUGGUGGAAAGAGAAUCAACAUGUAUACCCUAUUAUGAGCAAAUUGGUGAAAUUAAAAUUUAACGUCAUGGCUACAUCCGUCCCAUGUGAACGACUUUUUUCUAAAGCAGGAAAUUUUUUGACAGAACGCCGAUCAAGACUGAGUUCAAAACGAGCAGAGCAGUUGCUGUUUUUGAAUGGAAAUCUAAAUCUUCUACAGUAAAUAGAAAUCAAAAAAUUUAAGUUAUAUAUAAGUUCUGCAAGUUAAAUAUAUGAAAUUAUGUAAUUCAUUUUCUUGCAAUUAAUCUUAUAUGAAGCCAUAGUGUACAGUUUGGUUAUAUUGCCCAUUUUAUUUUCUAAAUAUGCUUAAUUGUGUCUUUGAAUCUCCAUACAUUCGUGUAUCUUCAUUUAAUCUAAAGUACAAUAUUUGACAGUGUAAUUGUAAUGUACAUUUGAACAAUAUGUUUAUGUAUGUAUAUAUUUGUAAUUUAUAAAGUGUUCCUAUAUGAUUUAAU
Homalodisca vitripennis (glassy-winged sharpshooter) is the source of this 1705-nucleotide messenger RNA. RefSeq names its product zinc finger BED domain-containing protein 4-like. The transcript has 2 exons. The coding region runs from base 556 to 1413 and encodes 285 amino acids. Gene Ontology annotation, molecular function: protein dimerization activity. NCBI's taxonomy places the organism in Eukaryota, Metazoa, Arthropoda, Insecta, Hemiptera, Cicadellidae. The record is from RefSeq and is a predicted model, not a curated record.